Lolium perenne is the source of this 822-nucleotide messenger RNA. The record is from RefSeq and is a predicted model, not a curated record. NCBI's taxonomy places the organism in Eukaryota, Viridiplantae, Streptophyta, Magnoliopsida, Poales, Poaceae.
AUGACGCCAACACCAUCCAACUUUCACGGGUCCCUCCGACCUAAGCAGCUCCAAAUCGAUGCCCUCAAGAUGGAAGAAGACACAAGAGUGCCGCCAUCGACCGAUCACGGUGGAUCUAGGGAUUUCCCCGGAGCAAACCCAGCCAAGAAGCCACAACGUCACCUCGGCGAUGCCUUCAAGAAGGGAGCGGUGCCCGAAGCCGCCGCCAUCGCCGGCCUCGGCCAGCUGCCGGCCGGCCAGCAACCGAGACAAGGCAUUAGCCCGGGACUUGUCGCGUCAUCCUACUUCGUGCCCAAGAUCGGACCACCUUCUUCCACCUUGCCCACCAACACCUCGCCGCUGCCCGGGGCCGCUGCCCCCGGAACUCCACCAGCACCUACCACUGCACAAUUGCAGCACCACCACGGCCAGGGCCUCCCGCGCCAGCCAGCCGCGACGCCCAGGCCACCCACGCCCGGAGCCGACCCGCAGGCCCGGAUCCACCACGGCCGGACCCUCGGCGCCGCCGCCCCGCACGGCCUCGCGCCACCACCUUCCCGAAGACCGGCCGCCGGCAGCAACGCAGCGAGGCCGCCGCGACGCCCUCCGCCGCGACCACCGGCCACGCACCGGAUUGGGCCCGCCGAGCCGCCGCCAGCAGCCACGCACCGAGCCGCCGCGAGACGCCCUCCGCCGCGACCACCGGCACCACCGGCCGGCCACGCGCUUCGCCUUAGCUACACGCCCACGCACGCACUCACGCAUUCCAGCUGCCGCUACUUCGCCGUCGCCGCCGCUUCCGACCGGAUGGGCGACGACGGCCGGACGGUGAUUAACUGGUAG